AUGGGGCUGCCCGGCGCAGGAGUCCCUGAGAUGUCGGCUUUCGCCGUGCACCCACGGCUCUGUCGACAGCCUCUCUUCCUGGCUGCCUCCCUCGGGCUCUCUGCCAACGCCGCCCCACGGCCCUGGAUCAUCGAGAACCAGAAGGACGUGACGAGCUUGACUCAGGCCGACACCAAGUCCCUGCGGGAGCUGAAGAACCUCACCAUCGCCGCCUCUGGGCUGCAGUACAUCGCCCCCGAUGCUUUCCGCGCCAACCCCAAGCUGACCCAUUUGAACCUCUCCUCCAACUACCUGCAGUCGCUCUCCUGGCAGACGUUCCACCCCCUGGCCCUGCAGGAACUGGUCCUCGUGGGGAACCCCUUCCUGUGCUCGUGUGGGAUCCACUGGCUGCAGCUGUGGCAGGGGAGCGGUCGGGCCGACUUGGGGAACCAGUCCCUGAGCUGCUGGAAGGAGGGAGAGAAAAUCCCCCUGGAGGACCUACACAUCAAGGACUGCGACCCGCCAGAGAUCUGGAUCGACUACCAGGACGUGCUGGUGCAGCAGGGCGAGAGCGUGAACCUGACGUGCCACUUCACGGGCAAGCCGCGGGCACACGGGCACUGGAUCGUACCCGACGUGGGACCCGAGCCCACCGUCAUCACCAAGAUGUCGGACUCGGAAAUCACCCUGCAGAUCUUCAACGUUUCCUCCCGCUUUAACCGAAAAGACGUCACCUGCUGGGCGGAGAACGAGGCAGGCCCCAGCGAGGAAGCUGUGCAGCUGAAUGUCACUUUCCCCGCCGUGAUCCUGGACCUGCAGGAAGCCAUUCCCCAGCACUACUGGUGCAUCCCCUUCUCGGUGGACGGCAACCCGCCUCCGGCUCUCCGGUGGCUGUUCAACGGCUCCGCCCUGGUGGAAGGGCAGUACAUCCGCACCAAGAUCGUGGAGUACGAACACAACUCCACCGUGGCGCACGGCUGCCUGCAGCUCAACCGGCCCACGCACGUCAACAACGGGAACUACACCCUGCUGGCCCGCAACCCGCUGGGCGCUGACGCCCGCACUGUCCCGGGACGCUUCAUGGACAACCCCUUCAGCUUCAACCCCGAGGAGCCAAUUGUUGUGUCCCUGCCUCCGGUGGGCAAGGGGAACAGCACGCUGGAUGGGCCGGUGGAAACGUCAGAGGAGCACACGUUUGGGGUCUCCGUGGCGGUGGCGCUGGCUGUCUUCGCGUGCCUCUUCCUCUCCAUCAUGCUGAUCGUGCUCAACAAAUGCGGGCGGCAUUCCAAGUUCGGCAUUAACCGGGCGGCCGUGCUGGCCCAGGACGACGACCUGGCCAUGUCCUUGCACUUCAUGAACCUGGGCAGCAGCCCCCAGUCCUCAGCCGAGAGCAAGCUGGAGGGGCUGAAAACCAACUUCAUUGAGAACCCGCAGUACUUCUGCGACACGUGCGUCCACCACAUCAAGCGUAGGGACAUCGUGCUGAAGUGGGAGCUGGGGGAAGGGGCCUUUGGGAAGGUCUUCCUGGCCGAGUGCUACAAUCUCAACCCCGAGCAGGAGAAGAUGCUUGUGGCCGUCAAGGCCCUGAAGGAGGCGACGGAGAGCGCCCGGCUGGAUUUCCAGCGGGAAGCGGAGCUGCUGACGGUGCUGCAGCACGAGCACAUCGUCCGGUUCUAUGGGGUGUGCACGGAUGGCGAGUCCCUCGUCAUGGUCUUCGAGUACAUGAAGCACGGAGACCUCAACCGAUUUCUCAGGUCCCACGGGCCAGAUGCCAAGAUCCUGGAUAACGGCAACGGCCAGUCGUUUGGGCAGCUGACCCUGAGCCAGAUGUUGCAGAUCGCCACCCAGAUCGCCUCGGGCAUGGUCUAUCUGGCCUCGCUCCACUUCGUCCACCGCGACCUGGCCACGCGCAACUGCCUGGUGGGCCGCAGCCUGGUGGUGAAGAUCGGGGACUUCGGCAUGUCCCGGGACAUCUACAGCACGGACUACUACCGGGUGGGCGGACGCACCAUGCUGCCCAUCCGCUGGAUGCCCCCGGAGAGCAUCCUCUACAGGAAGUUCACCGCCGAAAGUGACAUCUGGAGCUUUGGGGUGGUUCUCUGGGAGAUCUUCACCUACGGGAAGCAGCCCUGGUACCAGCUGUCCAACACUGAGGCCAUCGAGUGCAUCACCCAGGGCCGGGAGCUGGAGCGGCCCCGAACCUGCCCCUCGGAGGUGUACGACAUCAUGCAGGGCUGCUGGCAGCGGGAACCCCAGCAGAGGCAGAACAUUAAGGAGAUUCACAGCCGGCUUCAGGCCCUGGUCAAGACCCCUCCCGUCUACCUGGACGUCCUGGGCUAAGGACGGGGAUGGAGACGGGGAAGGAAACCGGCUCUUCCUUCAGGACGACCCCACCGGGAUCCUCCUCCUACCUCCUCGCCUGCCCCUCGCCCCAUCGACGCAUCGGCCAGGAUCCCACCCCCAUCCUGGGGUCAGAGGUGAUGGGACCACAGAGAGGUUCCCCGUCUCUGGCCUCGGCGGGACUGUUCCCUCAGCCAGGGGCGUCGGGAUGGGACCGAGUUCCCCAAGACCUGUCAACCUCAUACGAAAGUCGCUCCCUUCGGCCUCUUUCCAGCUCUGGCUGGCGGCCCAGGCUGCUGCCCUUUGCCCCCCGAGAGCGGUGGCGGGAGGGCGCAUGCUGCCCUCAAUUCAGCCUCCAGAAGCCUCCUCACCCGCCGAAGACAGAUGGACAGACGGAUGCUAAAGGGACAGAUGGAGGACACCCUCCACCUCAGUGGGUGGGGGACCCCUGCCCUGUGUCUCUUCCUACGGCAGACUCCACCCUGGCACUGCGACCCUCCUUCCGCCCCCUGCUAGGUGACGCGGACGCAUCGGUUAUUAGUUACCCACUGGCUGAAGG
Molecule: messenger RNA, 2878 nt
Organism: Terrapene triunguis (Three-toed box turtle)
Lineage: Eukaryota; Metazoa; Chordata; Testudines; Emydidae
Gene: NTRK1
Product: neurotrophic receptor tyrosine kinase 1
Exons: 17
Coding region: 1-2319 (772 amino acids)
Biological process (GO): protein phosphorylation; nerve growth factor signaling pathway; regulation of phosphatidylinositol 3-kinase/protein kinase B signal transduction
Cellular component (GO): plasma membrane; signaling receptor complex; axon
Molecular function (GO): ATP binding; transmembrane receptor protein tyrosine kinase activity; neurotrophin binding
Source: RefSeq, a predicted model, not a curated record